ACUGAUGAGGACAUAGCAAGAUUGCAAGCGCUUCCUCUUGUCGAUGAUCCCCUACCAAGUUCUCCAAUCCCCACUAGCACUCAAGAACACACACGUCCCACGAGUUCGCGUGGUUUUGAAGCUAUCCAGUCUAUUAGUACUGCGGUCCAAGAUAGCCCUCAUGCCGCUUCACCAGCAAUCAUAACAGGGAAUACUGGAACCGAGAGUGCCGCCGUUACCGAAACCACCGUCGAUGAAAUUCCUCUCGAUGCGACUUCGUGUGAAGUUUCGGCGCCUAUGCUACUGGAACCUGCAGUUUCCCCCGAGGAGUUUUUCGAGUUCCAGCUUCCCGACUGUUAUACAGUCUCUGAGUUACAAAAUUUUUACAGCAACCAGACGGUGGACAAUUUUUCGAAUCUCGAACAAGCGUUUUUAGAAGAGACUUCAUUGGAUGCUGUUUCCCUGGCGUCGUUUUCAGCGGAGACUAACCCCACACAGUCCCAGCGACCUGCGGUUGACGCGAAAAUUCCUCUUCAUGAACAUCCUCUUUAUCGUCUCAUUUGCACUCAUGCAUAUGAUCGUGUGGCUUGGCACCGUUCAAUAAAUACAUGCCGCCAGAAGCAGGGAAGCGUCUCUCAGCAAGAGCAAGCAGCAUGGACACUAGAAAGACUUACGCAGCAACAAAUGAACAGAGGCAAUGCCAGUGUGCAUGAAGAAAACAGGGAUGCUCUUGGUGAUGGCGGUGGCGUCGGCGGCAGCAAUGAUGACAAUGGUGGUGAAGGUGGUGGAGAUGAUUUUUAG
This is a messenger RNA of Dibothriocephalus latus, 780 nucleotides long. The record is from the annotation of a GenBank genome assembly. Lineage: Eukaryota; Metazoa; Platyhelminthes; Cestoda; Diphyllobothriidea; Diphyllobothriidae.